Messenger RNA from Plasmopara halstedii, 1518 nucleotides. RefSeq names its product pyrophosphate-dependent phosphofructose kinase. Bases 1 to 1518 code for a protein of 505 amino acids. Gene Ontology annotation, cellular component: cytoplasm. Gene Ontology annotation, molecular function: 6-phosphofructokinase activity. The record is from RefSeq and is a predicted model, not a curated record. Gene Ontology annotation, biological process: fructose 6-phosphate metabolic process; glycolytic process. The transcript has a single exon. Lineage: Eukaryota; Oomycota; Peronosporomycetes; Peronosporales; Peronosporaceae.
AUGAAUUCAUCCCGCCACGGAUCUGUGGAUUCUUCCACUGCCGAUUUUCAGGCUGCGCACAAGUCUGCUCCAUUCGCUAGCAAGCAUCCCAAGGGAUUUGGCGAAAUGGUGCUGAUCGAUGGCAUCAGCAUCGAGAAGACGUACCUAUUACCUGUGCCCAAUCUCCGAGAGUGGCUGCCAGAUAAAGACAGCCAGCUCUGCAACCGCCGCAAGCUUGACACUCAGUCCGAGGGAUCAGUGGAGAGAAAAAGUACGUACAACAAAAUUAUGGGUGAAUCUGACGUGAUUUUAGGCGAUAUUCGUCGCAACGACUCACAGCAGGCCGUUUCACGCGCCUAUGUGCGUGCUGGUCCGCGCGAGAACACAUAUUUUGACCCUUCAAAGGUGAAGGCUGCAGUCGUGACGUGUGGCGGUCUAUGCCCCGGCCUUAACAAUGUCGUGCGAGAUGUCACUCUCGCUUUGUGGAACCUUUAUGGCGUGCGCGAAAUUUAUGGGAUUCGCAUGGGUUUUGCCGGCUUUUCAAACUGGACGUCAAUGGACCAGAAAGAGGCCCCCAUUAUGCUGACCCCAAAGAGCGUGGCAAGCAUUCACCACUAUGGUGGCACUAUUCUGGGUUCUAAUCGUGGCGGAUUCGAUCAGGACAAGAUCAUUAACUUCUUGACUACACAUGGCGUUUCGCAAUUGUAUGUAAUUGGUGGUGACGGUACCCAUCGUGCGGCUAACAAGAUAUCAGAUGAAUGCCGUCGCCGCAAACUGGCGGUUGCUGUUGCAGGUGUGCCCAAGACCAUCGAUAAUGAUGUAGACCUCCUAGACCGCAGCUUUGGUUUCAACACGGCGGUCGAGGAGGCUCAACGUGCUAUUCGAUCAGCCAGCACAGAGGCUCGUUGUGUGCCCAAUGGUAUUGGUGUUGUUAAGCUUAUGGGCCGCAGUGCUGGCUUUAUCGCGGCACACGCUUCGCUUUCCAGCGGUGAUGUAAAUUUGUGUCUGAUUCCAGAGAUUCCUAUCGAGUUGGAGGGACCUCGAAGCUGUUUAGACCAUCUUGAACGUGUUGUUGAGGAUCAGGGUCACGGUGUGGUUGUUGUUGCAGAAGGCGCUGGCGAAGAGUUGCUUGGAACAUCAGUAGAGGCCGAUGCUGGCGGCAAUAAGAAAUUACCACCUGUUGGUGCAUUCAUGAAGGACCGUAUCCAGGAACACUUUGCCAAAAAAGGCAAGGUUUGUACUGUCAAGUACAUUGAUCCCUCGUACAUGAUCCGUUCGGUACCCGCGAACGCCGCUGACAGUCUGUACUGCAUGUUGUUGGGCCAAAACGCCGUACACGGUGCCAUGGCGGGUUAUACUGGCUUCACAGUCGGCCUCAGCGCGAAUCGUGUUGUGUAUUUUCCCAUUGAAGCUGUCACGCGCAACUCACCGCGUUGCAUGGACCCUUUCGGCCGCACUUGGGAACGGGUGCUGUGUUUAACGCGUCAGCCCAACACUGCCCGUGCGGGCAACAUUACGGGUGCUAAGUCCUCCGACUGA